GUUUAUAUGUUUCAGUGAGCUAAUAUUCAUGGAACCAGAUGUUAUAGCCUCACCUGACUGGGAACAGCCUGGCCAAAUCCGAGUUGUCAUGCAGAUAGAGUUUUAUAAAACUGGCCGUAUCCAAGCUUAUUUUCAGAAGCGAAACUUGCAGAUGGACAAGCCAACACGAGUCACACCAGCAAUAUUCCAAUCAUGCAUGAACUAUAGUUUGUAUGCAAGAAUGGCACCACACUGGAACAAAGUAUCUGACAUUUUAAUACAAGGGCGUGACUUCAUUGUCAACAGCAGCGGUAGCAAAUUCCAAAAUGCCAUCAGAAUGAGGUUGGUUGUAAAAGAAGCAGAGCUUUACAUCUCAUUGCAGGGAUUUUGUGUACGAAUACCAUGCCUCCAGUAUGGUUAUAGGUUACCUGAAAGUGAAGACUCAAUGCUGUACUUUCAAGUCUACUUUCGUGCUAUUGGAAGCAAUCUAUUCACAUAUCCUACGUGUUGUGUACGAUCUGCAGAUAUCCAGUAUCAGCCACGGUGUGAUCCUGCUCCAAUAGUGACUGCAUUCAUGAAUGAAUUGCAAGCCAAGGUGGGAAGCAUUUGUGGCCACACUCUGACCUUCACAAGGACACCGUCAUUCUCAAUUCCUCGACUAUAUCCUGCCAGUCAGCCGGUAGCUCACAGCAAUCUUACUGCGACGUCACCACCCGUGGCCACGCCGUACAGAUCCAUCUUCACCCCGCCUGUGCCGCUCGCACACCGUCGGCAAGAAGCAUCAACACAGCCGGCAACGCAGCGAGGGCACCACGGUGCGUACGUGUCGCCACCAGCUGGCGCUGACGGUAGUCCGCCGUCCCUCAAGACGGCGUUCCUCGCCGGCGCUGCCAGAAUGGUCACUAAGCCAGCUUCAUCGGCAGUAGACAGAUCGCCGGACAGUGCAGCAGGCAAUGACAGGAUCGUCCCAUGGUUUAAACCUCAGAACAGCGCGAGAGGCCAGCUGCGUAGCGAAGCGAAACCCACAUCCAGGAUCGUUCCGAUAUUUAGGCCAGCGAAAGUGGCCCCUGCGCAGGCUGUAGGACGGAAGGUGCCUCCAUCUACUGGUAGAGUGAGGCCUGCAUUCUCCAGUACCGUAGCGCCACCUAGACUGAGCCAGGUGGACAGCACCGCCCCCUCUUGCAACAUCGCACAGAAGCCCGGCCCAAACUUUGCCGGAAUUCCACCACGCCACCCAAGCUCCGUGCCUCGGCCUGGCAUGGUAGCUCCCCUACACAGACCAUUUACAGCACAGCUGACAGAGUCAGGGAUAAGCCAUGUUGCCACUCAGCUUAGCAACUCGGCACCUGUUCCAGGCUUGCCACGAGGUCAUUCACAUCAGCCCUCACACGGGAGAAUUCUACCAAGUCCAGCCACUAGUCAGCUUAACCAGGGUAUUAUGAAGAGACAAGCACAGGGAGUGGGCGAUGAAGGGUCUAAAAUAAAGAAGCCACGGGUCAAGCCACAAGUACAAGAGAAUGUCAAUGUAGAGGAAUAUGCAACAUAUAAUCAGCUGGGAAAGCUGAACACGGUCACCCUACUGUCAUGGCUGAGACAGAAAGGUGUCGCCUGCAAGGCUAAAGAUAAGAAACAGGACCUCAUUGACAAGAUCAUGCUGUGCAUCGCUGCCAGACACAUUGAGCAGUGACAGCAGCAAGCAUCACGUGUCUACAUGUCACGAACUCUGUGGGGAGAUUGUUGCAGAGGUGGCUACCUGCAUAUAUGCACGCGACCUGUGAUCCAAUGGGAUGUUUAGGCAUGGUGGUCGCAAGAUUAGUAAAUUGACGAGUACACAGCAGCAUAAAGUUGAGUAUCAAUGUUAUGUACAUGUUACAGUAUCAAUAAUUUAUUUGAAAAUUAUUUAUUAUAUUUAUCAGGGGUGAAUAAUAAUAGAUAACU
Messenger RNA from Priapulus caudatus, 1917 nucleotides. RefSeq lists its product as uncharacterized. The coding region runs from base 29 to 1666 and encodes 545 amino acids. The record is from RefSeq and is a predicted model, not a curated record. Lineage: Eukaryota; Metazoa; Priapulida; Priapulimorpha; Priapulimorphida; Priapulidae. The transcript has 11 exons.